Molecule: messenger RNA, 4829 nt
Organism: Cherax quadricarinatus
Lineage: Eukaryota; Metazoa; Arthropoda; Malacostraca; Decapoda; Parastacidae
Source: RefSeq, a predicted model, not a curated record
AAAUAAAUUUUAGCUAGUGUAUUGUGAAAUAAAGUGAAUAAGCCGGUGGUCUCUGCGGCAGUCGACCGUCCACAAUUGUUUAGCUGAUGCGGUGAAAGUGCCUCCAGGAACCUGGUUCAUUUUAUUUUUUUGUGGUAGGUUGGGCUUAAUCCACGGUGCACAUCAGUGGUGAAAGAAAGCGACGGUGUUCGUCAACUGAAGACGACACCAUGGAGCCGUCUAACAAGAAACAACAUCAACACAAACAAGAUGUAGGAACUUCAACUAAAAAGAAGAAGGAUAGAGAAAACAGUAUGUCUCCUACCAAAAAACCAACUCCAGAGAAAAUAAUAUCAACCAAGGCAAAAUCUUCAUCCCCAUCACUGGGCAAGACUCCCGAGAAGAAGCAGGUUGACCCGGGUAUAAAAGUUGACAACAAUACGAUGCCUGUGUCAAAUGUUAAGAUAGAUUAUGUGGAGAGAGAUGCGGAAUCUCUCCUGGCAGUAUUCCUCUACAUCAAAAAUAUUGACAAAGAGAGGUCUUUUGUUACUUUUACUGAAGAUUCUAUAUCAGCACGCUUUUCGACAAGCGAUAGUCGUUUUCUACAGCAGAAUGGAGGCGGUACAGAAGAUACUAUAUUUGAGUGGGAAUUAGCCCUCAAGGACAAAGUUGUACUAGAUGAAUGUAAAUUCAGAGUCAAUCCAAAUAAUAUUGAAAUUAAAUUAAAAAAGCAAGUUAAUAAAAAAUGGGGAUCUUUGACUGCUGUCACACCAGACUCGGCUUCAAGCAAUAAAGUUGCAAAAAACAUGUGGAUGUCAGCAGGCAAGACAGAAACUCCAACUUUGUCUAAUAUUCCUCCUGCUCCACCUAUACCACCAUCUCUGGAAAAUAAGAAACCAAUGUGCCUGGUUUCACCAGUAAGCAAAGGGAUGAGGGGAGGUCCUUCCACUUCAUUUUCAUCUUCAUCGUCUAUGUGCGAAGGAGGGACUAUUACUCCUCGUGGAACAACUGGUUUAGACAACAUAGGGAACACCUGCUUUAUGAACAGUGUUUUGCAGUGCCUAGUCAACACUCAAGAACUCAGGGAAUAUUUCUUAGAUUUUAACUUCCAGCAGGAUAUUAACAAGGAUAACCCAUUAGGCAUGGGAGGUAAACUAGCCAUAUCAUUUGCCAUUCUAAUGAAACUGCUGUGGUCUGGCACAAUCCCUUCUCAUGCACCUACAAAGCUCAAGUCUAUGAUGUCUAUGAAGGCCAACCAGUUUUCUGGGUUUGCCCAACAUGAUGCUCAAGAAUUUAUGGUGGAGCUGCUGGAUGGAUUGCAUGAGGAUCUGAAUCGUAUCAAGAAAAAACCAUACAUGGCAGAGCCUCCAGACCUUGAUGGUUGGCCAGACAGGAAGGCAGCAGAAGAGUCGUGGAAGCUACACAAGAUGCGUAAUGACUCCAUUAUCGAUGAUCUUUUUAAAGGCCAAUUCAAGUCGACUCUAACAUGCCAUGAGUGUAACAAAGUGUCCGUCAAAUUUGACGAGUUCUGCUGCCUCUCCGUACCCAUUCCAAAAGAUCAAAAGGUAGUUCAGGUGAUCUUCUUUUGGAAAGAUCCAUACCAGAAGCCAAAGAAAUUCUUUAUUCGAGUGCCUGCUAAUGCUGCAAUUGAAGAACUAAAACAAGAGUUGUUUGAGCGAACUGGUGUCCAAGUAUCUUCUAUACAGGUUUUUGAAAUGUUUAAAUCAAAAAUUCACAAAAUAUUUGCCAAAAACUCGACACUUUCGUCAGUUGUCCCCAGCGAUACUUUAAUGGCCUUCGAAGUUUACAAUCCACAGCAGGUGGGAGAAGCAGUUGUGGAAGUAGCAGUGGUGCAGCGCAUGAUGAUACCCAGUCCACCAACACGCUGUGCUUACUGCUCCAGAAAUGCUGUUUCAGGAACCAAGCUGCGCCGCUGUACUAAAUGUUUCCGGGCAGGAUACUGCCACCAAGCCUGUCAGAAAAAUCACUGGGCUACUCACAAGUUACACUGCAAACUUGUUCCUGAGCCAGUUGGGUGUCCCUUCAUCUUAUCUCUUCCUGAGAGCCACGCCUCAUACUCCCGCCUGGCCCGCAUCAUGGAGGCUUAUGCACGAUACUCGGUGGAUAUCUUCCAACCCCCUGUAUUUCACAGUUCUUCUCACAGAGGAAGUACCUCUAGUGUGGAACUCUCGAGUGAAGAAAAUGAUGACAUGGAGGUUGAGGAUGGGGAGCCUGAGGACAAGAUAGAUAGCAAUGAUAUAUUAAUGGCUGGGGAGAGUUCUCAAGGAGAUGGUCCAGGCCAUUGGGCAGAUGAAGGGGCUACUGGAAGUGAUGGUGGUGGUUGUGACAGUGGUGGAGGCAGUGAUGGUGGAGGCGGUAGUGGCUGCGAUGAACCUCCACAGCUUUCUACUUCCCCUAGUGUUAGAGCUGUUCAACCUCGAGGAAGUGUGCAGCUGCCGUCAGCGACGCAAUUAUUUGUUAUUCGCCCUGUGAACAACCGUGCCCAGAACCUUGCAUCUCCGGCAGGAGAAACUCUCAAGGAUAGAGGAGAUGAACCUCUAGAUUUGAGUGACAAAUAUUACAUUGCCAUGGAUUGGAGAACAAAUGAGAGACUUCCAGUCCAUUGCCUUGUACAAAAUAAAGAAGUAGACUGUGAGACUGAGGGUUCAUAUUCAGUCCAGAGAAAUCAGCCAACUAGUUUAGAAGCUUGUAUUGAACUCUUUACCCAACCAGAAAACUUAUCGGAAGGUGAUUCUUGGCGUUGUCCGAGAUGUAAAAAGCCAGUAGAAGCGACUAAGCAGAUGAGUGUGUGGAGGUUACCGCAUAUUCUUAUCAUACAGCUCAAGAGAUUCUCCUUCAAAUAUGUCCUUUAUUCUGACAAGAUUGAUAAGUUUGUACAAUAUCCAGUGAGAGGGUUGGAUUUGCAGCCUUACAUGUCAGCAGAGCCUGAAGAUGGUCCUGCCCUGUAUGAUUUGUAUGGUGUUAUUAACCACAUGGGCCGUCUCUUGGGUGGCCAUUAUACCUCGUAUGCACGGCUGGUAUCAAAACAUGAUUCUCGUCAGUCUGAGAUUGAUUGGAGGUUGUUUGAUGAUAGCAGGGUCACCUUCUGCCACGAAUCUCGGGUUGUCAAUGAACAAGCCUAUCUGCUGCUCUACCGACGGAGAGAUACACCCUUUUCAAUGCACAGACCAUUGCCUCCCCCAGCUCUUGCUGCCCUAGAGGAGAAUGGGUUUGAUCAAGGCCCAGAUAUUGAGGAAGCAACACCAAUGUCCAUCUCCUCUAUAUCUCAGUUGUCCUCUUUGUCCUCCUCUCAACCUUCAUCCUCCAGUCUGGAAGGAGAGGAACAGCUUAGUACUGCUCAGGAAGAACUUGACUAAAAAGUGAUUUUUCAACUAAAAACAAAAAGGUGCAUGUUGGCUUGUGUGUCAGUGAUGUGCGAGGAUGUGGCUCACAUUUUGUGACUACAAUUAUUAUUAUUUUUAAUUUCUGGUUGUGUAAAGUUUGUUGUAAUAUAUUUCAGUGUCUUAUGUUUCCUAAAUCAGUCAUUCUAGUUUGAUAUUUCCUUAAAAGGAUUUUUAACAUUUGUCCAGAUCUGUGUGAUAAAUCAUAUAAUAUAGCUUUUCUUUUUAUAUGUUGUGCUUUGCACUGAGUAUGCUAAAUGCCAUUUAUAGCAGCGGUAGCCAUGCAUUUGUCAGCAAGCACCAUAAUUACUGCACGUCACUAAUACCAUCUUUUGCCUCCUCGUCUGAGUGCGAUAUUUCAUACAUCUUUUCAAAACAUAUCCACAUACUGUUAAUACUCUCACUUUUCACCUACAUGUCAUUCUACAUGUACACUUAUAAUCGACAUGCAUUCAUUAACUGGUAAGCUUUCACAUUUUUUCUUAACAUUUCCAUUCCAGACCACUUGAGCAAUUUUUUUUGUCUUCAGUAGACCUUGUCAGUACGCAUCAUUUUCUUGUGGCUCUAGAAAUCUUUUGGGUGAAGAAAGUACUAUGUUUUACCAUUCUCCAGGAAUUCAUUAAUACAGUAAUCCAUACAUUCAUUGCUACAAAUGCAGAUUGCUUUUUUUACAUUGUAUAAUUUUGACAGUGUGUUUUUAUUUUAAUCAGAGGGUAGCCCUUGUGGCUUAGCGCUUCUUUUUGAUUAUAAUAAUAAUAAUAAUAAUAAUAAUAAUAAUUUAAUCAGAGGGUAGAGCUAAACCUGUAAUGGCUGUAUACCACCUGGGAAUGGGAGGCAGUCAGGUUUGAUCCAAGGAAAAAAGAAGCUAAAUCUGGUUCCUUGGAUCAAGAUCCUUGCCAGCAUCUGUGCUGGUGAAGAGUGAUAAUAGUAUAAGCUGUACCACUUUUAUCCAACUUUUGCCAUAAAAGAAAUUCCUUGGUAUAAAAAAUUUAAUUCUUAUGGACUUGUGACUGAGAAUUCCUGUUGUCAUGGUUGAAAGUAAAACUAGUUCUGUAUUCCCACAUACUCUUGUAAAUAUUUUCCUAUGCGACACAAACAGAGUUUGAGUCUCUGUGAUUUGUAAAGUGUUGUGCUAAGAUUAUCAGAAACUUUAUGCAAAGCAGAGUGGCAUAAUUGUAAUUGAGCACUUGACUAAAAAAUACAAGAAUAUUAUAAAAAAAUCUUUGUGCACUAUAUUUUGUGUGUAGAAAGAGCAAGGAAGUUGAGGUUUUUAAGGAAAAUUACAGUGAAUUACCAUGCAUUGCAGAAGGUAAUCGGUCACAUAGAGGAUAAGAUGAUGUAGAGUGAAAAACGGGAGAAAAAUUUGGUUACAUUCUUGACACAUCUUUAAAAAAAAAAAAAAAAAAAAAAAAAAAAAAAAAAAAAAAAAAAAAAAAAAAAAAAAGCAAA